UUGUUCAUGCCAUGAAACAUGGAGAAAAGUGACAAUCCGAACUUUGUUUGAACCUAUAGAAAGUACAAGAUAUUAAUAUGAUUUUAAAAUUGUGACAUUAAGGAAGUGUUCUUUUUUUGUAAUUCGCGAAGAAAUUAAAGUAAAAAAUGACAACAAAAGAGAAGGGAGAUGUAGAAAUUAUAGAAUUUGAAACUGAUUCUGAUAUUUCGAAGAGGAAACUUUCUGUAAAAUUUGUGAUAAAGGCUAUUUUAGUCCGGGUAUUACUGGUUACACACAGCAUUGUGACAAUCUGGAGGACGACAGACGUUCUGAACAAUAAUUACUACUGGUGUCUAGCUAUCACUAACAUCCUUCUGAUCAUUGAUGGUCUAUACACAGUCAUCAGGCUCAAAGGACAGGAACGAAAAUGGUUCUGUCCUUGUUUCCUAUUUUACCUGUUCAGUGUCGUUCCUGCCUUAUGGCUGUUGGAGAUAGAUCGUGUUAAUAAGUACGACGAUCUGAUCAGCAAUGACAACAUCACCGACAAUGUCCAGGAGUUGUCUCAGAUUCAAGGGGUCAGCAUCCCCAUAAAGCUGGACCCAGACACGUGGAGAGAGGUCUUAGAACAGUCUAUGCUGUUCAUCUUGAUAAUCGGAAGAUGGAUGCUUCCCAGGGGAACUCUAACACGUGAUCAACUCUCACAGCUUCUUUUUGUGUAUAUUGGCUCUGCCUCUGAUGUCAUGGAACUCUUUGUCGUGUUCGAAGAGCCGGAAAUUCGCUCCGACACAGUCCUGACGUACAUUAUAUUUUCCGUUUGGACGUUAAGUCUGCUUCAGUUUACGUUAGUCCUGACAGCUACACGAGACAGCAGACGAUCACAGGCUGUCGUUGAAGAGGAUGGAAACGAGAUGUUCAAAAGAAGACAGGGAUGCGGGGUGUGUUCGUGUGGUAAACUCUUUGAACUCGAGAUCUGGAGUCUGAUGAUUUCCAUCUUGAUUAUGGACGGGCCAUUUUUGGCAGUAAGGGUGUAUGCUUUAGCUCGAUACCAGUUAAUUACGUUUGGUAUCUUGUUUUUUGUUUGCAAAAACUCACUAAUGAUUGCUCUUUUGUUCUAUCGCAUCGUUGUUGUUUGUCAUAAAAUUUAUUUUGAGGAGGAGGACGACAAGGACAAUGUCAGCGGGAAAAACAACCGUGUGGGUGACAUACAGACUGUAAACAGUAAGAAAAGGACAAUCAUGAAGAAGGAGUCCAACUUGUCUACGCGCCCAAGCUCGUCAUCAACCAAAGUAACAAAUCUUGACGAUGUAUGGUAAGCCAUGGUAACAUGGCGAGGACAGAAUUUGAAUUUGAAUGUGCAGUUAAAUUUUAGGUCUUUGUAUAAAAUGAAAUUGUUAUUAAGGUUUUAUAUGGUGGAUCUUAAAUAAAAUUUUUCCCUUCUCUA
Molecule: messenger RNA, 1420 nt
Organism: Saccostrea echinata
Lineage: Eukaryota; Metazoa; Mollusca; Bivalvia; Ostreida; Ostreidae
Product: transmembrane protein 26-like
Exons: 3
Coding region: 147-1292 (381 amino acids)
Source: RefSeq, a predicted model, not a curated record